This is a messenger RNA of Sceloporus undulatus (fence lizard), 931 nucleotides long. Its product is annotated as zinc finger protein 25-like. The record is from RefSeq and is a predicted model, not a curated record. Bases 232 to 543 code for a protein of 103 amino acids. NCBI's taxonomy places the organism in Eukaryota, Metazoa, Chordata, Lepidosauria, Squamata, Phrynosomatidae. The transcript has a single exon.
CGUCACCAAGCAACUCACACAGGAGAGAAACCAUUUAAAUGCCUGGAGUGUGGAAAGGGUUUCACUGUGAAGGCACAGCUCACCUAUCAUCAAAGAACUCACACAGGAGAGAAACCAUUUAAAUGCCUGGAGUGUGGGAAAGACUUCACUCAGAAGACACAUCUCACUUGUCACCAAGCAACUCACACAAGAGAGAAACCAUUUAAAUGUCUGGAGUGUGGAAAAGGUUUCAUGGGGAAGACACAGCUCACCUAUCAUCAAAAAACUCACACAGGAAAGAAACCAUUUAAAUGUCUGGAGUGUGGAAAAGGUUUCAUCCGGAAGACACAGCUCACCUGUCAUCAAAAAACUCACACAGGAGAGAAACCAUUUAAAUGCCUUGAGUGUGGAAAAGGCUUCUCUCAGAGGGCACACCUCACUCGUCACCAAGCAAUUCACACAGGAGAGAAACCAUUCAAAUGCCUUGAGUGUGGAAACAGUAAUAUUCAGAAGGCACAUCUCACUUAUCAUUACAAAAACUCACACAGGAGAGAAACCAUUUAAAUGCCUUGAGUGUUGAAAAGGCUUCACUCAGAAGACACACUUCACUCGUCACCAAGUAAUUCACACAGGAGAGAAACCAUUUAAAUGCCUGGAGUGUGGAAACAGUUAUAUUCAGAAGACACACCUCACUGAUCAUCAAAAAACUCACAUAGGAGAGAGACCAUUUAAAUCCCUGGAUUGUGAAAAACAUUACAUUCAGAAGAUGCGGGUCACGUUUCAAAAAACUCACAAAGGAAAGAAACCAUUUAAAUCCCUGCUUUGUGGGAGAAGCUUUACUCGUCACACUGUUCAACGCAGUUUUCGUGAUCUUCAAUCUGUUGACUCUAACCAUCUUGGUCAGACCCUGGAUUCAUCUCUCUCUUCCCUGAAUCUCGGGGAUUCUGCUGAU